Naegleria gruberi is the source of this 1380-nucleotide messenger RNA. RefSeq lists its product as uncharacterized. The transcript has a single exon. The coding region runs from base 1 to 1380 and encodes 459 amino acids. NCBI's taxonomy places the organism in Eukaryota, Heterolobosea, Eutetramitea, Acrasida, Naegleriidae. The record is from RefSeq and is a predicted model, not a curated record.
AUGUUCAAUAAUCCAAAUGCAUCCCACUUUCUUGGAGCUUCAGGAAGAAGAGGCAGCACCAGCUCCACUGCCAGCUCAACUUCAUCAAGUCCAUUCUUUCCCACCAGCAUUCUCCAAAACAAUGCAUUCAAUUUGAAUCAACAAAUUAAUAAUGUGAAAGGAACACCACCAAUUCUUUCGACUGGCUACUACUUUCAACAAUACCAAAAGCAAAUAGAACAAAAUAAGUCACUACGAAAUACAUUCAAUUCGCCAUCCAUUCAAAGACAAUCACCACAAGAAUUGGCUACCACUCUUUAUAGAACAUCUACUGUUACAGGUAAACAACCAACUCUUGAUUUUGUAAUGAAUAGACAAGAAGAAGAAGGUAACAAUUCGAGUAUGAAUAGUGUUAAGAAAAAUAAUGCGAGCACUUCAUCUUUCUCAACAGAUUUACACAAUAGUAUGCAAUCCAUGAAUAGUCACCAACAGGAUUCAUCCUCCUCUUCGACCACCUCAAUUUUAACUACUGCGAAUAAUAACAAUAUAAUGACAAACAAUAACACAUCCUAUCCAGUUAAUUUCAUUACACAAAAUCAAUCACAACCAUAUCAAAGUUUGUUUUCUUCCCAAACAAGUACCCCAAUAUUACAAGGCAGCAGUCAACAACAACUCCACCACCACAAUAAGAUUACAAAUGCAACUCUAUGUAAUUCACCAUUUGGAGAAUUUGAGCACGAACCUCACCAAUCCAAGAGAGACGAACAAGGAAACAAUCAGAGCAAGACCAUAAUAACGAACAACGCGCCUUCUCUUGUGCAACAACAAAACAAGUCUAAAAAAUUAUCAGAAGGAACAACAAAUUUCCAAAACAAACAAAUUGUCGUCUCUCCCAACAACAAUACUCCACUAGUUGUGCUGCCGGGUAACCAGCAACUACUUGUACAAGGUUCUUCAAAGACAUCAUCAUCAACUAAUAUCAUCGGUCGAAAAGUUGUUGUCUCUCCCGAUAAGAGUCACAACAGCAAUACCACCAACACAACUACGACGACGACUAACAUCUCUGCUGGUAAUAACAAACCAUCAUCGUCUUUAAAUUAUCUAGUAGGUGAAGAAGAAAAGAAUAGUAUUGCGACUACAGUUGGUAACAAGUUGUUGUUGAAAACAUCUUCUUCAUCAUUAACACCAACUCUAAACAAUAAUUAUUUAAAUUCUAUUGUUGUUAAUAAUAACCAAGGAGUUCAACUUGAAAAUACCUUGGGUGAAAAUUAUUCUUCAACAAACUCUUCCUCCGCCACAAGAAAACAAUCUGCUGGGAUUGUACCAUCCUCCCCUAAAGAAGCAAACAAACAGUUUCUGUCGCAAAGAAAUAACAUGUCUGUGAGUACAGCAUCGAGCUAA